Aaosphaeria arxii CBS 175.79 is the source of this 847-nucleotide messenger RNA. RefSeq lists its product as uncharacterized. The record is from RefSeq and is a predicted model, not a curated record. The transcript has a single exon. Bases 158 to 688 code for a protein of 176 amino acids. Lineage: Eukaryota; Fungi; Ascomycota; Dothideomycetes; Pleosporales.
GUAAUAUUGACCACUGUCGAAGAGGGUGAAUGGAAAAGUUGUGUGCCUGAUAGGCAAACGUUGAAAUGUCAGAUCGUAUCAGAUCAGACGAACAACAAGUGACAAGAUAGAGAAAUGGUACGAGUAUUUCGGGUGCAAAAGGUAGUUACAAGGUUCAAUGACGGUACGAGUAGGACGAAUAGAACAAGUGAUUCGGUUGCCUUACCACGCGCGCGGGUGGCUUUGCUAUGCUUUGCCUCUGCCUCUAGGAUUGUUGGUUACGAGUAUUAUUUUUUUUCCUCCCAUCGGACUGUUGCUGGUAAUACCUGGUAACUACGAGCGAGUAGUAUUUUUUGCCUCCACCCACCCCAGCAAGUGCCCUAGUCCUACGGUAGUCCUAGUCUCAUUGUCCCAGUCCCAGUCUCAGUGUGCCGGUCUCAGUCGUCAGUGGCCGUCCAGUAGCAGUGAAGAAAAAGGAAAGUGGCCCGUGCACUCCACAAGAUUUUUCAAUCGUUGGCUCCUUCUUAAAAACCAGAGAGGCACCCAACCCUUUGGCCUCGCCUUCACUCUUACACCCAAACCAAAUACAUCACAACAAAUCAACCACACACAUACAAACCUACUUAGAUACCCCCCUUGGAUUCUUUAUAUAAAGGAUCCGGUAUCUUUGUUUUUUUCACCUUUACAACUCACGAACAUCCCACUUUAGCGACGGUAUCCAGAGGAUCACCUUCGCUAUCAACCCCACUACGAACCUUUUCCAAGACUACAGAGCAGCGCCUGUAGUCGCAACUUCUUCUUAGCACAAUCAUGGCUGACAAGGGUCUUGAGGAUGUGCCUGAGGGUGAGUAUCUCUAAAUUGUUAUUC